Molecule: messenger RNA, 2765 nt
Organism: Lentinula edodes (shiitake mushroom)
Lineage: Eukaryota; Fungi; Basidiomycota; Agaricomycetes; Agaricales; Omphalotaceae
Exons: 9
Coding region: 112-2514 (800 amino acids)
Biological process (GO): regulation of DNA-templated transcription; cytoskeleton-dependent cytokinesis
Cellular component (GO): septin ring; cell division site; septin complex
Molecular function (GO): zinc ion binding; DNA-binding transcription factor activity, RNA polymerase II-specific; GTPase activity
Source: RefSeq, a predicted model, not a curated record
UGCAGAACCGACAAUUACUUACCGCCUGGCGAUUCUUCUCUGUCUCCCUCUCGCUCUGGCGCCGAGCCGUUUGUUCCUUAUUGCCUUCAACGAUACAGCUGGAGCUCUAGCAUGAACAUCGCUGUCCCUGUCAAUGAGCUCAGUCAUCGUGAAAUUACCCCUCAAUCGACAAGUAGUAACGUUCCCGGCAAUUCCGUUCCAGACUUUUCUCUACUAGUCGCAGGUUGUCGAGGAGGCAAGACCUCACUGCUCCGACUCUUACUCGACACCUGUAACAUUUCACCUCGGGCGUCUAGGGACCAGCUAGCAUCAGUCGCUAAAUUUGUACAAGGAUGCAGCUCUCAUACAACUCACAUCAGAUCUACUUCAGUUCCCAUAGAUCUCGAAGCCGAGGGUGGAGGAGAAUUUACGCUUUCUCUAGUCGACACACCGUCCUUAGAUUUCAAGGAUGCUGCUGUCACGGAGCGGUCAAUGCUAGAAACUUUGAGGUUCAUCGAAGGUAGACUAGGUGAAGCUGCGGAUGCGGACUGGGAACAGCAGGACCGUUUAGUGCACCUGUGUGUAUACUUUCUAGAUCCCGAUCAAAUCAUUCCGUCUUCUAUACCUGCACCGCCUGCACCAGUAGUUCCCCGUACGCGCACAAACAGCUUUUCUCAGCCGGACCAAGAGCCAGUAAUUCUUGAGCCCCCUGUGACAAAUAAUCCGCUUCACUACAAACCCACUCUGCCUCCCUUGGACGUGCUUUGCAUUCGGCGCCUCUCUGCACGGGUCAACGUCCUUCCUGUGAUUGCGCGCGCCGACGUUUUGCCCAAUGACAGGCUUUUAGCCAUCAAGAUGGCUGUGCGACGCGACCUCGCUGAAGCUGGAAUAGGCUUCGGUAUAUUUGAUAUGGAUGUUCCCUAUCAACUACCAGAUGAUAUCGCCUUGUCGAAAAGUAGCGAUCCGUCCAACGGGUACGGCGUUCAAUCGAAUCCUGCGGCAACAGCCAGUUCGCCUCCAACUUCUCCCAAUCCUCUUUCAAUGUUGCGGUUACCUUACGCAUUAAUCUCUCCGGACCUGUAUGCGCAUAGCGACGGAGUACCAAGAAUGACCCUCUCGAGAUCCGAUCUGGUUCAGACAUACACCCCUUCUCAAUAUAGCCACCCUCCCUCGAAGCUUGUGCGAGGCAAAUUCACUCGGAUCUAUCGGUGGGGAGGUUUGGACGUCUUAGACCCUACCCAUUGCGAUUAUGCUCAUCUCCGUUCCGCAAUAUUCCAUCACAUGGAGACUCUUCAGAAAUACACUAGAGAAUAUUUAUUUGAAAAGUUCAGAGCUGAUUAUAAGCUUCCUCCACACCAACAACAGCCGCUUCCGACCUCUCGUCAUUCUUUAGCACACUUGUCAUCCUCACAUUCGCACUUGCCUUCACUCGGACAACCAUUGCGGCCAGUACUGGCUAUAGACACUGCUCCAAAUCGUCACAAUUCAAUAUCUGACUCUCGAGCGAUGUCUGUUAGUAGAGACAUUCGCUCUGCACCAAUGUCUCGGAACGUUUCCGAUAACGUCUCGGUGAAGAGUGGUGGAUCUACCGAUACCACCACUAAAGGAACCAAGCAACGCACGAAAAAAAUCACAGUGGCGUGUAACUUCUGUCGAUCAAGAAAGCUCAAGUGCGACGGAGGAAGACCUUCAUGCACACAAUGCAUUAAGCGGUCCCAUCCCUGCGACUAUAUGCCACAGAACAGACGAAGGCGUGGCGUACCACGUCGCACGGACGAGGAAAGCGAAAGCGAAAGCAUCGACGAUCCUUCGGAUGCACCUUCCAUGUCCCCCCAGGUCACCUCGAGACCACGUUCCCGCAGAAACUCUAUAUUCGAUAAACAUAACGAUUACGGUUCAUCAUCCUUACCCCCUAUAACAGGUGGCGAUAUUCCAUCUUCGUCUCGGUUGCGAGGUAACGUUUCCUCCUCUACUUUCGACACUGAGCUUCCACAUAUCGCCACACUCUCACUUCCCUCUACACCUGGGCCACCGAUGUCUGCCCCGUCGCUUCCACCAAUCAGACCUGCAUCCGAACACCAGUCUGCCCAACGGAAACGAGCAUCCACUGUCCCAGGGAAAAGUACCCGACAAGCUUCCCAUUCUGGUCCGAAAGUGGUGGCGUGCAAUUUCUGCCGAGCGCGUAAAACGAAAUGCGAUGGUGCCCAUCCUGCAUGCUCGAGCUGUGCUCGCCGGUCGCUUUCCUGCAGCUAUGUAACUGAUCGUCGAAGUGGAGGUGACAAAGCACGGCGUGCUUCAACAUCGAAGGCAACGGCAUCCCAACAUCCCCCACCGACACCUCAAUUAGAUUACAUACCUUCGCCCCCAUCAUCGAGGAUGGUACCAACACCAUCGAGUAGUGUUCCUGACAUGUAUGAGCGUCGUGACCUGAUGGUCGCUGACCAGGAAGUGGAGCUCAAAAGGUCCUCAGAAUAUAUGGACAAUAUACGCCCGCCAAAGAAAAUGCGGGUUGAGAAUAAUAUUGGUAUACCCUAGGUUUAUACGUGCUGACGAAAAUUUCCAUUCUGUAGAAUAACUGUCUUAUCCCCAUGUUUUUUUGUUCUUGAUUUGGUUCUCUUCGAUCUUCUUGUCGGAUUCUGGGUAUCCUCACUUGGUUGGGUGUUGGUCCUACGACCAUGGAUGGCAUGGGAUGUAAUUGUAAAACUCCUCAAUACUACUUACCUAUAUAAACCUUGCUUGAAACACACAACAAACAUUCAUCUAACUGCAAUUUAACUGUGCAAUUA